This is a messenger RNA of Salmo salar (Atlantic salmon), 5667 nucleotides long. RefSeq lists its product as uncharacterized. Lineage: Eukaryota; Metazoa; Chordata; Actinopteri; Salmoniformes; Salmonidae. The record is from RefSeq and is a predicted model, not a curated record. Gene Ontology annotation, cellular component: mitochondrion. Gene Ontology annotation, biological process: anterograde axonal transport.
GACAUUAAAAAAAUGAAAGACACACCGAUAAAAUAAAAUAUAUGUUUGUGUUUAGGUUCCACGUGCUUGACGUUUGACCGUUUCCCUUGUGCGUGAGAAAAGGGGGAGGUGAAGAACCGUUUGAGAAGACACACAUCCAGCGCUGAGCGCAAGCUAGACAGGGCUCUCCUUCGCUCCUCUCACACACGACCAGCUCACGCCAUUCAUUCUGCCCUCCCUUGCUCCGGCACACGCUGCAUUCCUACCGUGGUUUUUGGAUAGCGAGCGGCGAUGUUUCUCUGCAGAGCGGCUUGGCAAAAAUAUGGGACUUUGGCAAGGAAGGUAGCCCAACAGUUAUCUAGAGAUGCAGUGUUGCCACGGCGACAAAUGUCGUCAGUCCCCGGUGGUACUGGUGAUAACAUUGUCUACGCCCUGCUGUGUGGCGGGGCCUUCGCUGGAGCCAUCGCAUACACAUACAGCACUGUGACCACAGACCACGCCAGAUUCAACGACCGUGUAGCGGAUAUCAACGCUCGUCCCAAGACCGUGUGGUCGCCCAAACCAUGGCCUCCCAAGAGCAGGGAUGAGGAAGAGGAGGGUGAGGAAGCAGCAGCCUGGGGAGGAGAGGAUGAAGCAACGGAGGCUGCUGAGGAGGGAGGAGAGGAGGAGGAGGCGGCAGCAGCAGAAGAGGCUGGAGAGGAGGCUGCAGUUGAGGAGGCUGUAGCGGCGGAAAACGGAGCAGAACCCGCGGAAGAGGCCUCAGUCGAGGCAGAAGCAGCAGCCGAGGCAGUCUCUGAAGAACCUGCUGGGGAGGCAGCAGCAGUAGAGGCCGAGGUGGCACCAGCGGAAGCGGAGACUGUGGUGGAGGAGAUUGCAGAGGCUGUUGCUGAGGUCGCAGAAGAGGUCGUCGAGGUGGCAAAUGAAGUGGAGACAGCAGCAGAGGAAGUGGCCGUGGAAGAGGCUGCUGAGGAGGCAGUUGCCGUGGCAGAGCCGGAGGAGGAGAUCAACGUGGAACCAGUCAUUCUGGCAGCAGCCUCUGCUUUGGAGGUGACAACAGUCGCUGAAGUGGUCAAAGAAGUGGUUGUGCCUAUUGUAGAAGAAGUCGAGGAGGUUGCCCCAGUGGAGGCCCCAGCUGCAGUGGAGGAGGCCCCAGCUACAGUGGAGGAGGCCACAGCUACAAUGGAGGAGGCCACAGCUGCCCCACUUGAGGCUGCACCCGCAGAAGAGGCCCCAGCUGCAGUGGAGGAGCCCCCAGCUGCCCCACUUGAGGCUGCACCCAUAGAAGAGGCCCCGGCUGCAGUGGAGGAGGCCCCGGCUGCAGUGGAGGAGGCCCCGGCUGCAGUGGAGGAGGCCCCGGCUGCAGUGGAGGAGGCCCCGGCUGCCCCACUUGAGGCUGAACUCAUCGAAGAGGCUGCAGUGGAGGAGGCCCCGGCUGCAGUGGAGGAGGCCCCGGCUGCAGUGGAGGAGGCCCCGGCUGCAGUGGAGGAGGCCCCGGCUGCAGUGGAGGAGGCCCCGGCUGCCCCACUUGAGGCUGAACUCAUCGAAGAGGCUGCAGUGGAGGAGGCCCCGGCUGCCCCACUUGAGGCUGAACUCAUCGAAGACGCUGCUGUGGAGGAGGCCCCUGCUGCAGUGGAGGAGGCCCCGGGUGCCCCACUUGAGGCUGAACUCAUCGAAGAGGCUGCAGUGGAGGAGGCCCCGGCUGCAGUGGAGGAGGCCCUGGCUGCAGUGGAAGAGGCCCCGACUGCCCCACUUGAGGCUGAACUCAUCGAAGAGGCUGCAGUGGAGGGGGCCCCAGCUGCAGUGGAGGAGGCUGCAGUGGAGGAGGCCCCAGCUGCCCCACCCGUAGAAGAGGCUCCACCCUUAGAAGUGGCUGCGGUGGAAGAGGCCGCGGUGGAAGAGGCCCCAGCUGCAGUGGAGGCUGUCCCAGUUGUGGUGGUGGCACCUGUGGAGGCGCCCAAAAAGGAGUACAUUGUCGUGGUGCUGGAGGGUGCAGCCAAGACUGAUAAGAGGCCCAAAGUCCUGGGGGUCGGCCCCAUGACUGGCAGGAUCAUCCCAUCUCCAGAUGAUGAUGAGGCCCCUGCUGCUGAGGUAACAGGGCAAGCGACGGCUGCUUAGGAUGCAGAUGCAGUAGAACCACCUGACAGUAAGCACUUGGAGCCCCUGAAUGAUAUAGUUUCUCUACCCUGAGGGAGAAGAGGGGAUGUGCCUUCCCCAACCCCCCUUUCAUUGACCCCACCACACACUUUGACCCUUGAUAUUGAAUAUUGAUCUGUAGUAUAAAACUUAUCUUCCCGUCUUGGUCUAGGGAAUUAUCUGUGUAUAUAUUCAGAUAAUGCCUGCUUUAUGGAAAAAUACAUGAUCUGGUAUAUUUUUCUAGAUGUACAACACCCCCCAAAAAUCCUCCUCCCCCAAAAAGUCCCUCUCCAUCACACCGGGCAAGCUAAAUGAUAAUAAUCUGGGAAUAUUUGGCCAUGGAAACAUUCCUGGUUGACGUCAGGAGAAUAUAACUGUUUGCCAAAGUUACACAAGUUUGCCAAAAUAUAUUAACUAACUUUUUUAGCUCUCCAUUACAAGCUCGCUGGAACUGGGCCUGGCAGAAUUUGACCCAAUGUGAUUGGUUGACGAUAUGACACAUUGGCUCGCUAGCCUAUACCCUACGUUUUGUCGGGUUGGAAUGCAAUCAAUGUCAAUUCUGAUCAAAUGAAUGGGAAGUAUAAAUUGAACUACGCAGUGGUGGAAAAAGUACUGCAUUUUCAUACUUGAGUAAAAAUAAAGAUGCCUUAAUAAAAAAUGACUCAAGUGAAAGUGAAAGUCACCCAGUAAAAUACUACUUGAGUAAAACGAAUGUAUAAAAGGUUUUAAAUAUAUUAAAGUAUCAAAUAUAAUUGCUAAAAUGUAUCAAAAGUAAAAGUAUAAAUAAUUUCAAAUUUCUUAUUUAUCAAAUCAGACAGUACCAUUUUUGUGAUAUCCAAUUUGUAGUUACAGUCUUGUCCCAUCGCUGCAACUCCCGUACGGACUCGGGAGAGGCGAAGGUCGAGAGCCAUACGUCCUCUGAAACAAGAACCUGCCAAGCCGCACUGCUUCUUGACACUGCUCGCUUAACCCGAAAGCCAGCCGCACCAAUGUGUCGGAGGAAACAACUGGUGACGGAAGUCAGCUUGCAGGCGCCCGGCCCGCCACAAGGACUUGCUAGAGCGUGAUGGGACAAGGACAUCCCAGCCGGGCCAAACCCUCCCCUAACCCGGACGAUGCUGGGCCAAUUGUGCGCCACCUCAUGGGUCUCCUGGUCACGGCCGGCUGUGACACAGCCUGGGAUCGAACCCGGGCCUGUAGUGACGCCUCAAGCACUGCGAUGCAGUGCCUUAGACCGCUGCACCACUUGGGAGGGCCAGACAGCACAAUUUAAAUAAAAUAUUAUAAUAAUUACGGAUAGCCAAGAGCACACUCAAACACCGACAUAAUUUACAAACAAAACAUUUGUGUUUAGUGAGUCCACCAGAUCUGAAGCAGUAGGGAUGACCAGGAAUGUUCUCUUGAUAAGUGCGUGAAUUGGACCAUUUUCCUGCCCUAAGCAUUCAAAAUGAAACACGUACUUUUGGGUGUCAGGGAAAAUGUAUGGUGUAUAAAGUACAUUAUUUCCUUUAGUAAUGUAGUGAAGUUAAAGUUCAUAAAAAAUAUACUUAAGUAGUACUUUAAAGUAUUUUUACUUAAGUACUUUACACCAUGGGAAAAACGGGAGAAAUUGACAUUUUUUGUGACUAAGUCAGGACACCUGAAAAGUGGCUGAAAAACGUGACUGUCCCGUGAAAAAACAGGACAUAUGGUCACCCUAACACAUAGGGUCAACCUACUAGACUACAAUGUUAAUCACAAUUAACUUUGAACACCGGUAGGCCUACACACAUGAACACAUACAGGCUUCAGAUAAGUACACCUGAUCGUAUAUCAACUUCAAUAGGGUAAAAUAACAAUCGACUACAUCACCAAAACUCAAAUGAUCAUUAUUUUCUCCUUAUAGGGGAGCUCCCCUGUAAUUUGCACCGUGGUCAUGCCCUUGACUCCUCCCCAUGCCCUAGUUUACUUCACCUAAGAAACUUCACACUAGAUUCACUCCAAUGGUGUUUCCUGAUUCAUCAUCAUCCAAUGCAAUACUACACAUCUGAUGCUUAGCCACCAAGUCAACCACUAAUUGCUUCAGGACUGGGCAGGACAAGGCGUGGUUUUGGUGUGACCAGUAUUCUUUAACUAUCCUCAGGUUUUUCCUUGUUGAGGCAAUUCCAAUGUGAACAUAAGUAUUUAACUCUCAAAGCCAUAGUGAUCGGGGACUCUAUUUCUGAGUCACUGUUUUGUUUUUGGGAGACGAGACACAGUAGACUACCUCAGUAUUCCUCCUCUUUUCCUCCAGCUGGUGAUCCACAGACCUUUUAUUAAUGCAGUCAGAGUGUUAACAUUGAACAAACCUUCUCAGUUGCAAGACAGACAUGGGAUUCAUAUUGGGAAAUGAGCAUGAUGAGAGUCGGUCAGGUUUUUACAUUCAGUGAUGUCGCUUAAGCUAGACUCUAGCAUAUUUCAUGAUAUCGCUAUUCAGCAAUAUUUCACAAGGCAGACAUUUUUGUCUCUUUACUUUCUCCCACACCCUCUGUUGUAGAGCCUUUCCCUCAGUUCCACACCAUGGCUAUAGAAUACACAGCUGUUAGAUAGACAAUUCAUUUAAUGGUGACCUAUAGCUUAUUGUGAAGCUGUAUCUGAAAUAGAAAAAAGCAAUUUUUUGAGUGUAUAAUCUGUUCUCCAAGCCUGGUAUAAACAGUCGUGUGUUGUUGUUGUUAUCAUAUGAAAGUUGCAUUAUUACUUAAGUCAGUCUUGUGUGAUUACAUAAGUUAAUUCAGCGCUCGAUGGCUCAGUAAAGUGUGCUGAUAUGGUUUUGUCUGCUUUUCAAAUUAUAUGACUUAUUCGUUUGUGUUAGAUUCAUGAAUAAAUGUUCAACUUUGUCAAAACCAGUUAAAAUAAUCGGUAGGCCAAUACAAGGCUCUCACUGUACUCUACAGAUUUGUUGUAGAACGAGUUCUUCUCACUUUCCUUCCCUCACUUUAUAUAUUGGAGUACUUGCUAUGUUAGGCAUAUUGAAAAGGCACUGAGACCAUUGAUAAGUGAAUGUAAGCUUAUUCCUAAUUAAGGAGUGGGAUAAUUCAAUUUGUCUGUCCGAAUGUUUGCAGGCACUUUUUGUAUGGGAUAUAUACAGUACCAGUCAAAAGUUUGGACACCUACUCAUUCCAUGGUUUUUCUUUAUUUGUAGAAUUUUUUUACAUUGUAGGAUAAUAUGAAGCUGAUCGAGAGAAUGCCAAGCGUGUGCGGAGCUGUCAUCAAGGCAAAGGGUGGCUACUUUGAAGAAUCUCAAAUAUAAAAUAUAUUUUAAUUUGUUUAACACUUUUUUGUUUACUACAUGAUUCCAUAUGUGUUAUUUCAUAGUUGAUGUCUUCACUAUUAUUCUACAAUGUAGGAAAUAGUAAAAAUAAAAAAUAAACCUUGAAUGAGUAUGUGUCCAAACUUGUGACCCCGGUACUGUAUAUAGUGGCUUGUUCUGCCAUGUGAGUGGAUGGCUUGCCACUGUGCAACAGCCUAGCAUGGGCCAGAAACUGUGACUGUGAAACAUUGCUGUUUUUCUGAAAUAAAGAGGGAAUCAAAAAGGGA